Messenger RNA from Ornithorhynchus anatinus (platypus), 796 nucleotides. RefSeq names its product phosphomevalonate kinase (gene PMVK). The transcript has 5 exons. Gene Ontology annotation, molecular function: phosphomevalonate kinase activity. Gene Ontology annotation, cellular component: cytoplasm. Gene Ontology annotation, biological process: isopentenyl diphosphate biosynthetic process, mevalonate pathway; cholesterol biosynthetic process. Bases 69 to 647 code for a protein of 192 amino acids. The record is from RefSeq and is a predicted model, not a curated record. Lineage: Eukaryota; Metazoa; Chordata; Mammalia; Monotremata; Ornithorhynchidae.
GGGGGAGCUGGGGCGGCGCAUGCGUCCUGGCGUCCUCCCGGGCCCGGUGGCCCCCUCGGCCCCGCGACAUGUGGUCGCCCGCCGCCUCCCCGCGCCUCCUGCUGCUCUUCAGCGGGAAGAGGAAGUCCGGCAAGGACUUUGUGACCGACGCUCUGCGGGCCAGGAUUGGACAUGAGUCGUGUGCCAUCCUGCGCCUGUCCGGCCCGCUGAAGGAGCAGUAUGCGCAGGAGCACGGCCUGGACCUCCCCCGCCUCCUGGACGCCAGCGCCUACAAGGAGGGGCACCGAGAAGCCAUGAUCCUCUGGGGAGAGGAGCGGCGGCGCCGGGAUCCCGGCUUCUUCUGCAGGGCCGCGGUGGCAGGCGGCUUCCCUCAGCCCAUCUGGCUGGUGAGCGACGCCCGCAGAUCGUCGGACCUGGCCUGGUUCCGGGAGGCCUACGGGGCCGUGACGCAGACGGUGCGAGUGGAAGCGGCCGAGGAGACGCGGCGGAGUCGGGGUUGGGUCUUCACAGCCGGAGUGGAUGACGCCGAGUCGGAAUGCGGCCUGGACUGGGAGACGUUCGACCACGUGGUCCGGAACGACGGGGACGGGCAGGCGUUGGAGGCCCAGCUGGCCGCCCUGGAGGACCUGAUGCGGCGUCACCUGUAGAGACUUCUGGGGGCGGAGUUCGAGUCCCCCCACACUGUGGGACCCUUCGCCCAUUCCUCGUCCUCCUGCCCUCACACCGGAAGAUGGGCGCGGGGGCCCGGACGGUGACGGAGUAAAUAAUGAUAAUAAAUACGUAAUAAUAAUAAUGA